UUCGCCCCAUCUCCCACAUGGCCCUUCACAUCAUGGCGACAGGACGAGAAGUGUUACAUCUUUACCGUCAGAUGUUGCGAGUUGGAAAAUCAUUUACCAGUUAUAACUAUAGGAUGUAUGCCACAAGAAGAAUUAAAGAUGCUUUCCGAGAAAACAAAGAUAUUUCAGACCCAGAAAAAAUCAAGGCUUUGGUCCAAAAAGCAGAGGGUAGUUUAGAAAUCAUGAAAAGACAGGUUUCUUUAGGACAAAUGUACAGACAUGAAAAGCUGGUUAUCGAAAAGACAAGAUGAUACACAGCCUUGAAAUACAUUGCAAUACCAGAUGCUCAUGAGCAAAGAAGAGCUUCUUCACCGCCUACUUGCAUCCAGUGGAAUGUUAUGUGACGUGUACAGUACAAACUGACCGAACUUCUGCGUCAAAAUAUUUUUGUUUUUUUGUCAUGCUGCUGGUGUGAAUUUUUCAGCUUGACAGUAGUCUGUUUUCACUGUAAUCCCAGUUCAUUGAGCCAAAGAACAUUGUAAACUAUUGCUUGGCAUUUUUCUGCCCAUAAUUUCUAUUUUCCUGCCCUGUAAAUCCACUAAUGGGUUUCCAAAGAUCAGAGUCAUGCCAAGUUAUUCUUUAUUUGAUUUUUGGUUGAGCAGAGAGUAGAUAUGAGUACAAUGUGAGACUGGACAAGAUGUAAUGGCAUGCCCACGUCACUUGUUUUUAAACUCUUGUUAAAAAAACAAUCAAAUAAUAACUUGA
Messenger RNA from Orbicella faveolata, 744 nucleotides. RefSeq names its product LYR motif-containing protein 4-like. Gene Ontology annotation, biological process: iron-sulfur cluster assembly. The record is from RefSeq and is a predicted model, not a curated record. Lineage: Eukaryota; Metazoa; Cnidaria; Anthozoa; Scleractinia; Merulinidae. Gene Ontology annotation, cellular component: L-cysteine desulfurase complex; mitochondrion.